This is a messenger RNA of Porites lobata, 6267 nucleotides long. Lineage: Eukaryota; Metazoa; Cnidaria; Anthozoa; Scleractinia; Poritidae. The record is from the annotation of a GenBank genome assembly.
UAUACGGAGCGCUUAGGACAUUAUUUUGAAGCCAAUGGCAUUGGCGAGGAGACCGCGAGUGACAAGGCAAAACGGCGGGCGUGCGAUCUUGUCGAGAGUGUGUGAAAGCAAGAUUAAUAAGUCAAUGUGUGAUCUUCUAGCACCAGCAAAACCGGGAGAAAAGUCUUACCAAGAGCUAGUUAAGCUUAUUCAGAAUCAUCUGGCUCCAACAUCGUCGGAAAUCGUUCAAAGGUUAAAGUUAAACAACCGAUUUCGCAACGAAGGAGAUUCGGUAGCACUUUUGUGGUAGCCUGUUUACAGACCGCCCCUGCCCUCAUAAAAAAAUCGGGGAGAGGGGAGGGGGGCGUCUGUACACAGGCUAAUUUUGUGGCGGCGCUGAGGAAUUUGGCCGAACAUUGUGAGUAUAGGGAUACACUUAACACGAUGCUAAGGGACAGGAUUGUGUAUGGAAUUCGGGAUGAAAAGAUUCAGUGACCACUUCUUGUAGAAAAGGAUUUGACAUUUCAGAAGGCGCAUGAAAUUGCAACCUCGAUGGAAAUUACUUCACGAAAUAUGGCAGUGCUUCAGGAAACCAUGGAAUCAGAGACAGCAACAAGGUCACGGUACAAGCGCAAGGGGCUGACAGACGACUCAUGCGGUACAAAGCUCCUUGUGUUAGGUGCCGAAGAAAUCAUAGUACACAAACGUGCAGGUGUAAGGAACUGAACUGUUUUUAUUGCAAGCAAAAAGGUUAUAUUGCGGAUGAAUGUCCAAAUUGCAACAGAAGUCAGUCAAGGGGUGAGAAGCAAAGUUUUGAGCCGAUCAGAAGGGAUAUCCUUGUCAGCAGAGGUCAGGUAACUUACUGUAAAUAACCUGAUAAACUCCCACUUCUAAAUAAACGCCUCAUAUUUAAUAAACGCCUCCUUUACGCUGUUAAAAUUGUAUUAGACGCCCCUCUCUAAUAACGCCCCCUGUCUAAUAGACGCCACUCUGAAAAUUACUCCGAAAUACUACGGAUAAGCAAAAAGGAGCAAAGUCAUUCAAAUCUUUCAGUUUCUUGCUUGAUUAACAAAGCUUCGCUUAUUUCAUCUUGCUUAAUUGUCAAGUUCAAAGUAAGGAUAGACUAACGAGGGCAACACAGUAACCCUGAGCGAGGAUUCUGAUAUCGAUGUUGGGAUUUGAAAGGGCAAUAAGGAUCUCUAGACGGCUUAAACGUAUCAAUUGAUAAAUUUUGAUGAAGUGGAUAUUCCGGCUAUUUUUGAACUCACUUGAUAUUUUGCCGAAAACAUAUUUGCUUUGUUGAGCUUUAUUACAGUUAUGAGAAUAAACGCAUCUCUCUUUUAAACGCUUCCUGUCUAUUAAACGCCCCCGCUGUCAUGUAUUCGGUUUAUUGCGAAUCAAAGCACACGGUACAAACGCGCGCAUGCAUGCUCACAAUGUCAACCGCUGGCUCAAUACACUACAACUCCUCCCCCUUAAGCCAGUCUCUUACCCUACAACUUACUGAACACAACAUGUUACUCUUAACAAUAAAGUCUGAACCCUAAGAAAAAGCAAGUUCAAAGUUCAAAGGUCCAUCCGAGCUGGGGGCUUUCGCUCUCUGGUAAGGUAUCGUCUAAUAGGAACAGGUUCAAUCUGGCUCGACGGGCUGCGGACUAAAAAUUCAGCCGCUGGUUUGGACGGCUGACAAUCUGUUUCUCUUAGGACAACUUCUGUCUGCUCGGACGGCUCAGCUACAAGGUCACCAUGGUUCUCGACUGGGGGAGGAAACGGUAAGGGCUGGAUAACUGGCGUGUAGCUGUCUACAACAGGGACAUAUAAUCUUCGAUUUGGUCUACGUGUCGACGCCAAAAUAAAUUAGGUUCAAUCUCUAUUUCAUUAGACAGUACCCACUAUGACUUUCCAUUGUAAUUUCGUGCUAUUACUCUCUGGCCGAUGGAAAAAUUCUGCGUUACAGAAUCACCCCUGGCAACAGUCUGGUGUAUCUGACGGUUGCUCCUCUGGACGCUGAGAUCUGGUCAAUAGGCCAGUCGAGUGCGUAGUCUUCUUUCAAAGAACAACUGGGAUAGUGGCUCUCCAGUGGUUGAGUGGGGAGUGUUCCUAUGCGCCAGCAAAAAUCUUCCCAACUUAAGGUUCAUGGAUUUCACUUCGGUUUCGCUCUUCAUCGCAUUUUUGAAACUUCCGACAACGCAUUCUGCCAGUCCGUUGGUGGCAGGUUGGUAAGGGCCUGAAGUUAUGUGUUUGAUUCCGUUUUUCGUAAGGAAUUGCUGAAACACUUCUGAUGUGAAUUGAGACCCGUUAUCGCUUACUAGCUGGGCUGUUAUUCCAUACCUGGCAACUAAUUUCUGUAGAGUUUCAAUGGUCGUCUCUAAGGUUGUAGUAUUCAUCCUCUCUAUCUCUAGCCAUCUUGAAUGAGCAUCCACUACCACCAAGAACAUGCUGUUCAUGUAAGGAAUCGCGAAAGCAAUAUGAAUUCGUUGCCAGGGUGAUGAAGGUCACUCCCAUGGAUGUACUGGCACUGUACUGGGUACUCUCUGUGUUGGUUGCCAACCUAAGCAGGACUUAAUAUUCAUUUCAAUUUCCUUGUCGAUUCCAGGGCCACCAGAUAUAACUUCGGAUUAGGGCCUUCAUCUUCAUGACUCCCGUAUGUCUCUGAUGAAGUUCCUCGAGAACUUGAGGGUGCAACUUCGGAGGUAUUAUGACUCUUAUUCUCCACAUCAGACAGGCUGAUUGUAAUGUGAUCUCAUCUUUACGAACAAUAUAGGGGUUGAGUGCAGGAUCAAGGUUGUGCGGCCAUCCUUUACUGGACAUUUCAAACACCUGAGCCAAAACAGGAUCUCACUCUGCGUUUCUCGCCUCACGUUUUCCACUGUUACUGACAGUGGAUCAAACUGCAUCAAACUGAAUACUCCCACAGGGUCGACAAUUUCUUUAUCUCUGGUUUCCCUUACGAGUGGUAGGCGGGAAAGACCAGCGGCAUUACUGUGGACCUUAGCGUUUUUGUAUUCAGCGGUGUAAUCAACGCCCGCCAGGAACAAGGCAUAACGUUGCAGUCGAGCUGCAGUGACCACAAGGAUGCUUUUCCGCGUAUGAAAGAUUGACGUUAACGGCUGAUGAUCUGUGUACAAGUUGGACGAGCGGCCAAACAAAUACAUAUGAAACUUCUUUUUUCCCCAGAUUAUUGACAAGGCUUCUUUGUCAAUCUGUGAAUACCUUUGCUCCGUUUUGGUAAAUGUCCUUAAAGCAAAGGCUAUAGGUCGCUCGGUACCGUCCCUCAUCACGUGGGACAGGACUGCCUCAAUGUCUACAAGGGAUGCAUCACAAGCAAGCCUUAGCGGCAGGCUGGGAUCAUAAUCUGUUAGCACUUUCUCUGAAAAGAUCAUUCCUUUUACUUUGCGGAAUGCUGCCUCCAACUGUUCUGUCCAUUUCCAGGGGAGAUUCCUCUCCAAAAGUUGGGUCAUGGGAUGUACUGCUGUCGACGGGCUAGGCAAGAACCUGUGGUAGUAAUUGAUUAACCCGAAGAAAGAUCUCACUUCAGCUACGUCGUUUGGACGUGGUGCUUUCAAUACCGCUUCUUCUUUCUCUGCUGCCCUGUGUAAGCCAUCCUUUCAAUGUCAUGUCCACAAUAAGUUAUCUUCUCAACAUUUUGCCUUGAUUGCUCUCAACCCAUGAAGCUGAAGUCGUCGCCGGACUUCUUCUAAGUUAGCCAGGUGUUCUUCAUCAUCCUUGCCAGUGAUUAUCAAAUCGUUAAGGAUAUAGCCUGGCCAGAUGUUCCUUUCAGCAGUUGAUCAAUGGUGCGCUGUCAGACAGCAGUUGCUGAUAUGAUGCCGAACAUCAGUCUGUUGUACUGAAACAGACCCAUGUGCGUGUUGAUAGUGAGGUAUUUCAUUGACUCUCCCUACAUCUCUAGUUUGUGGUAUGCCUGACGAAGGUCAAUCUUUGAGAAUUUCUGCCCGCCAGCAAGCUUUGCAAAGAUAUCUUCAAUGCGGGGUAAGGGAUACUGCUCAGCUUGUAGUUCUGGGUUCACCGUACAUUUGUAAUCAUCACAGAUCCUGUCAGAUCCAUCUUUCUUUGGGACAGGUACAAUGGGCGUUGCCCAAUCACUUUACACAACUCUCGUGAGAAUACCCUCACCUUUUGAAGUCUUCUCAGUUCUUCUUCAACCUUAGGUCUCAAGGCACAAGGCAAAUCACGAGCUUUACAGAAAUGAGCUUGGCUAUCUUAUUUGAGGGUUAGUUUUGCCUUAGCCGAUUUGAAUGUUCCAAGUUUAUCUUCAAAAACAUCGAGUAUUUGUCUAGCAUGGACUGCAGACGCUCUCUAGCAAUCGGUGGGGCUUGUGAAACUUCCAGUGAUUUAAUACUGUACCAAUCGAGGAGUAUCUUUUGGAGCCAAUCCCUUUCCACCAAAACAGGGCCCUUAUUCUUAACCACAUAAAGAUCCAACAGUUAAGUUGGCUGAUUUUUGUACUCGACAUUUGCCUAAAGCACUCCGACUAGAAAAAUGUUUUUCGCGUGUAGGUCUUCAACGUGAGUUCAGUUGUAUUCAAGGGUUUGUCGUUAAAUUUCUCACGUACAAAUCAUGUGAAAACAGCCCAACCCGUGUCCGGUUUCAUUUUCAGCGGUUUCCCUUCUGCUUUCAGAUCGACCCAGAUUACAUUACUGCUCGGUUUGCACACAUUCUGUAGCUCUGUGCUUCCUAAAACAUCUUUAAACUCAUCGCUUUCACUGUACUCAACAGGGUGGACUUCAGUGUUCGGCGGUGUUUUGGGUGGUUGCUUUGGCUUACCAUGUUGUUUCGAGCAACUAACUCUUGAAAUAUAGCCCACCUUUCCACAAUGAUAACAUGUCUGGUCCUUGAAUCUGCAACUGUGGGUGGCGUGCGAGUCUCCUCCGCAUCAAUAACAAACUUUAGGUGUGGGGUUCGGCAGCGGCGAUAACGGUGGCGGUGGUUUUCUGUUAUCUGAGAUCUUGUCAACGCGAGGUUCUUCGUGCAGCUCACUUUGCAUUUCCGGAGCAUCACGAAUGCCAAUUUCUAUUGCUACGGCUAUCGCCAAAGCUUUGAUAUUUAAGUUUUGCUUCUGAAAGCGAAACGUUUAUAUCUGGUCAUUUUGAAGGCCUUAGACCAAUGUAUCUCGUAAAGCUUCUCUAAGGUUCGCGCCAAAGUUGCAGUGAGUCGCUAGUUUCUUCAGGUCUGCUACGUAGGCCAACAUGGUUUCUCCUGGUUGAUUUCCGUUAUAAAAACGAAAGCGUUCUGCUAUUUCCAAUGGUUUAGGACUUAAGAGUUGCUAAAGGGUCGUGAUGACCUCCUGGAAGCUCUUCGUGGCUGGUUUAUCUGGUGAGAGAAGAUCCCUCAACAAUGUGUACGUUUUUCUCCCGAUCAAGCUUAAUUAGGUUGGCACUUAGCGGUCCUCUUAGAUGUUGUUUUCUAAGAAAAAACUGUUCCACCCGUUCCACAUAAGUUUCCAGUUUCUCUUGUCAUAUUUUCGACGUUUUUCUUACUAUCCCAUCCUCGCCGCCACUGUCACGUUUUCGGUUUAUUGCAAAUCAAAGCACAUGGUACAAACGCGCGCAUAAGUGCGCAUGCUCACAAUGUCAACCGCUUGCUCAAUACACUACACCUGCUUGGACCCCUAAAAUGAAAUAGACGCCCCGGGCGUUUAUUAGGUCAUUUACGGUACGCCAGUGAGAAGAUGUCGCUGAUUGUUAUGAUGACGAUACUGGGGAGGAGGGAGAUGUGUAUGGCCAACUGUUUUGUGUGGGGUCGAGUAGAGGCCGUAACCCUUAUAUGGUGACAGUGCUAUUGAAUGGAGUGAAUGUUACUGUGGAAAUUGAUAUCGGGGCAUCAACAACUGUUGUUCAUGAGAAAACGUUCCAUAAUUUGGCCCAGUCAGAGAGAGCGUUGAAACUGAAUGUUGCGAACAUUGUUUUGCGUACCUAUACCGGGGAGGUUAUUCCUGUAGUGGAGGAAUGUGAGUUGGAUGUAGAAUACAAUAGGUUUAAAGGUAGUUUACCAGUAGUCGUAAGUAGCGGAGAGGGUGAUCGUAACUGGCUCCAGUAUAUUUCCCUAAACUGGAGUCAGAUUUUUCAUUUAACCACCAUGGAUAGGGACUUAAAUGAGAUGUUGGAGACACACUCAUCUACCGUCCAAGAGAAUCUCGACGAAAAAGAAGGAGUGAAGGUGAAAAUUUUUGUUGAACCUACCGAGAGGCCCCGACAUUUUAAGGCGAGACCUGUAGCCUAUGCCCUACGUGAAAAGAACGAAAACGAAUAUGGAUCGACUUGUCCAUGA